Molecule: messenger RNA, 876 nt
Organism: Macroventuria anomochaeta
Lineage: Eukaryota; Fungi; Ascomycota; Dothideomycetes; Pleosporales; Didymellaceae
Exons: 3
Coding region: 55-876 (273 amino acids)
Biological process (GO): protein phosphorylation
Molecular function (GO): protein kinase activity
Source: RefSeq, a predicted model, not a curated record
GCACGACAUCAUAAUCCUUCAACUGUUGUUACUCUCAAGAGCCUUUUCCCAAACAUGACUCCCGUUUGUCCGCCUCCUCCUCCUCCUCCUCCUCCACAGUGUUUUGACAGAGACCCGCUCUAUGCUCAGGGGAUGGUUAUGCCUGUCGUUCUCGAUACGGACCUUACUACUGUUGUUGACAUGACAAGGGCCAAGAACAUCGCCCCACACAAGAUUGACAAAUCAAUAUGGCACUUGCAGGAUUCUGACCGGAUCCUCAAAAGAGGGCCAAACGUGAGAGUUACGGAAGCGGAAGCGCUACGAUUUGUUGCCUCGUCAACCCGUGUGCCUGUUCCAGAAGUCUUCGGGGCUUACGAGAAGGAUGGCUAUGGUCACAUCUUCAUGUCUAGGGUCAACGGAACACCGCUCCAUGACGUCUUGCACAUUUUGAACGAGGCUUUAAACCCUGUCGCGACAUAUUCUUUCACCACAAACAUGCCGGAACGGGGAUAUGGUCCGUUUAAAUCCCGAGCAGAGUACUACAAUGGCCUUAUUGAUGCACUUCGAAACUCCAGGCCUGGUGGAGAAUUUGACGACAACGACGUACACCUGAUCGAAAGAAUUCAAAGACUUGGCAAUGGACGGGCUGUAUUCUGCCAUGGUGAUUUGACCCCGGAUAACAUACUCGUUGACGAUCGACUCAACGUGGUUGGCAUUGUGGACAUGGGUGUUUCAGGGUUCAGCAUACAUGAGCGGGAGUACUUCGAAGCAAAAUCCCGGGCAAGGAACCCCGUGUGGUCUUCCAUGAUCGAACACAUCAUCCCUAAGAUACCAGACGACGUUUACUCAUUACUGUUAGAGCUCGAGCGAGAGCUCGUACGGUAUAGUGGGCUGUGA